AUGAAGUUAAUUUUUCAAUAUAAAGAUAAUGGCGUGCCAAUUGGGCCAGACGUGAUUGAUUGGUUGGUUGACGAGCGGCGCCUCUUGGAAAACAGGAUCGCCAACACGUCUAUACCAGAGGGUGCCAUGGUAUCUUUAGAAGCAUGUGUUGGGUCGCCUGACAGCUGCUGUGAGUCCUUGCUGCCAGUGCAAAUCAAGAAUUGCACAGACUUUACGGUGUACUAUCUAAGUCCGACGGUGGCAUGUCCACAAGCAUAUUGCUUUGAGGUUCCACCCUGCAUUGGUUGUAACAUAAAAGCGUGUCCAGUUGGAUACGUCGACAAGGAUGGGCAUUGUGAAGAUAUUGAUGAAUGCCUGGUUGCUAAAGGUGUUUGCGAUGAUCGGUGCGACAAUCUAAAUGGAUCAUUCGCGUGCGCUUGUACGGACCCAGGAUAUAUUUUAGGAGCAGACUUUCGCUCGUGCGACGAUGUAGACGAGUGCAGCAUCUCUAAUGGUGGGUGUGAAGAUAUAUGCAUCAACGCCAUAGGUACUUUCAUGUGUUUCUGCAACCAAGAUGGCUAUCAAUUGGGAAAAGACUCUCAGUCCUGUGAAGAUAUAAAUGAAUGUGCUGUCAAUAACGGCAGUUGUAGUGAUGUUUGCAUCAACACCAACGGCUCCUACCACUGCGAAUGUAACGAGGCUGGUUUUGUCCUUGGAGGCGACGGUCACGCUUGUCAAGAUAUAAAUGAAUGCGCUGUCAAUAAUGGUAGUUGUAGUGACGUUUGCAUCAACACCAACGGCUCCUACCGCUGCGAAUGUAACAAGGCUGGUUCUGUCCUUGGAGGCGACGGUCACACUUGUCAAGGUACUGAAGAAGCCAAAAACUGUUCUUCAAUCCAAGAAGGCAUAAUACUGGGUUUAUCUUGUCUUGGUGACCAAGCAAUACAAGUUUUGAGUAUACGAUAUCGACAGUCGAGUGUCUAUGGUGGUUGCAAUCAGUUUACUGACACUGUCACAUGCAUUGACGUAGCCAACAACUUGCAAACACGUGCGGAUUUGGCGAACGAGUGCGAUGGGAGAGAAACGUGCAAAGUGGAAAUACGUCCACAGCCAUCUAUUCAGUGUACUUUGGAGGCGUCAGUCACAUUCAAGUGUCUGCCAGUCCAAUAUAUGUGUGACGCUGGCGGGUACAGAACGGAAUCAAGGAUCUACCUGGCCAGUAUUGACUUUCCGCACCCAUUGCCUAAUGACGGGUCUACCUGUGUUUGUGAAUUCAGGGCAAAAAGUGAUGCAAAUAAUGUCACGGGAGAUCUGUUACACAGCAGCAGAACUCAUGUAUCGGAGUGUCAGCGUACCGGCAUGGAAGAGUCACAUUUACAAAUAUCUGGCGCGGUCUCUCUAAGCCCUGGCUGUACCCAAGUCAACCAAUACAACGUGACUACAAAGUUAAUAACAGUGACAUUGUAUGGUAGAGACAAUCCAGACCCUUUCUUGUUUUUAUUUGAAGCUGCUGAUCCUGGAUACUUGAUGUCAAUCAGCUGUAACAUGAUAACAGUUAGUUCUACCACGAAAUUACCGCCAUCCAAUCCACCGUCUACCACUACCUCAAAUGGACACAGUGGUUCUGCUUCAACUUCUGGUUUAGGUUCUGUUUCAACUUCUGGUUCAGGAUCUGGUUCAAAUUCUGGUUCGGGGACUGGUUCAAAUUCUGGUUCAGGGACUGGAUCAAAUUCUGUUUCAGGUUCUGGUUCAAAUUCUGGUUCGGGUGCAAAUUCUGUUUCAGGUUCAGGUUCUGGGCAGCAGAAUGGCACUGGACAAUCAGAUUCUCUUAAUAUUGGUAUGAUUGGGAUCGUUGCUGCUGCUGUGGUGGUUAUUGUUGUUGUAAUUGCUGUAACUGUCAUUCUGUUAAGGUAA
Messenger RNA from Lingula anatina, 1893 nucleotides. RefSeq lists its product as uncharacterized. The record is from RefSeq and is a predicted model, not a curated record. NCBI's taxonomy places the organism in Eukaryota, Metazoa, Brachiopoda, Lingulata, Lingulida, Lingulidae. Gene Ontology annotation, molecular function: calcium ion binding.